GUUAUUUGCUAAUGCACAUGUUUUUCUACAGUGCAGUAACAAAAAAAUUAAAUUAUUAUACAUUUAUUUCAUAUUGUUCAUUUUCUUUCCUUGGCCAUUGUAAUUCUUUACUCCUUUCCCUUGUUUCUUUGCUCAUUCUAAAAGAAACUUUGUGACAUAUAAAGAUCAAAAAGCUAUGCAGUUCCCCAAUCACAGUACAGUUAAUGAGAUUAUGUUAGUUGGAUUCCCAGGCCUACAGCGAUAUAGCGUUUUAUUAUUCAUAGCUCUUCUUUGCAUCUACAUAUUUAUCAUUGCUGGAAAUUUUCUCAUCAUCUUUGUAAUCCGAAGAGAGCCAUGUCUUCACUUUCCCAUGUACUUUUUUAUUGGGACGUUAUCGGUUGCAGAGAUUUGUUAUACUGCUAUCUUGAUUCCAAAGAUGUUGACUGACCUCCUUGAUGACGAGAAGAAGAUUUCCCUCACCGGGUGCCUCCUACAAGCCUAUUUUGCACAUGUACUGGGAGCAUCUGAAGCCUACAUCCUCGCUGUAAUGGCCUUUGAUCGAUAUCUGGCCAUCUGUAAACCAUUACACUACUUUUCUAUUAUGAAUACCAAAUUGUAUGUUAGUUUGAUUACUGGAUCCUUUAUUCUUGGCUUUUUAUGGCCCAUUAUUGAAGUUGUGUUAAUUUCUCAUCUCCCCUUUUGUGGUCCAAACCAUAUUGAAAAUGUCUUGUGUGACUUCCCUCCCUUGAUCGCUAUAGCAUGUACCGAUCCCACAUUCUAUGUUUUGGUUGAGUUUUUCGUCAGCCUUUUUAUAAUUUCUACAACUUUCCCUUUGGUUGUACUUUCUUAUAUCAGGAUAGUUUAUGUUAUUUUGAAAAUUAAAACCAAAGAAGGGCGUCGCAAGGCAUUCUCCACUUGUGGAGCCCAUCUCAUUGUUGUCGUUCUCUUUUUUAGUAGUGCUUCGUUUAUGUACAUACGAGUUUCAAAAAGUUCUUCUGUAGACUAUGACAGGACUGUUGAUCUCACCUAUGCUAUCUUUACCCCCCUAGUUAACCCUAUCAUAUAUGGUUUAAAAAAUCAUAAAAUAAAAAAGUCAAUACACAAAUAUGUAUGCCUUUGCUAG
This is a messenger RNA of Rana temporaria (common frog), 1102 nucleotides long. RefSeq names its product olfactory receptor 6N2-like. Gene Ontology annotation, molecular function: olfactory receptor activity; G protein-coupled receptor activity. Bases 176 to 1102 code for a protein of 308 amino acids. The transcript has a single exon. Gene Ontology annotation, cellular component: membrane. Gene Ontology annotation, biological process: G protein-coupled receptor signaling pathway. The record is from RefSeq and is a predicted model, not a curated record. NCBI's taxonomy places the organism in Eukaryota, Metazoa, Chordata, Amphibia, Anura, Ranidae.